AUGUCCGGCUCCAUCGCCUCGUACGACCAGCUGGUGCGGCAGGUGGAGGCGCUGAAGAAGGAGAACAGCCACCUCCGGCGGGAGCUGGAGGACAACUCCAACCACCUCUCCAAGCUGGAAAAUGAGACCUCGGACAUGAAGGAGGUCCUGAAGCACCUCCAGGGCAAGCUGGAGCAGGAGGCCCGAGUCAUGGUGUCCUCGGGGCAGACCGAGGUGCUGGACCAGCUCAAAGCCCUGCAGAUGGACAUCACCAGCCUCUACAACCUCAAGUUCGCCCCGGAGGCGACGAGCGGCGGGCGCGGUGCCGAGGAGAGCCCGCCCGCCCCCGGCCCGCACCGGGACGGCCCCGGGGAGCUGGGCAGGGCCACCUUCCGCAUGCUGGAGGAGCUGGACCGGGAGAGGUGUUUCCUGCUGGGGGAGAUCGAGAAGGAGGAGAAGGAGAAGGUCUGGUACUACGCGCAGCUGCAGAGCCUGGCCACGCGCCUGGACGAGCUGCCCCACGUGGAGACGUUCUCCAUGCAGAUGGAUCUGAUCCGGCAGCAGCUGCAGUUCGAGGCGCAGCACAUCCGCUCGCUGAUGGAGGAACGCUUCGGCACGGCCGACGAGAUGGUGCAGAGGGCACAGAUCCGGGCAUCCCGGCUGGAGCAGAUCGACAAGGAGCUGAUGGAGGCGCAGGACAAGGCGCAGCAGCCGGAGCCGCAGCUCUGUGGGAAGGUCCCAGGCAUGGAGGGGGACGGCAGCCUGGACCCCCCGACCCACCCCGAGGAGGGUGGCAACACCAAGGUGGAGGUGGUGUUCUGGCUGCUGUCCAUGCUGGCCACGCGGGACAAGGAGGACAUGUCCCGCACGCUGCUGGCCAUGUCCAGCUCGCAGGAGAGCUGCCUGGCCAUGCGCAAGUCGGGCUGCCUGCCCCUGCUCAUCCAGAUCCUGCACGACUCCGACGGGGAGCCGGGGCCCCCCGAGAGCCCCACGGGCGCCAAGGACGCGCGGAUGAGAGCCAACGCUGCCCUGCACAACAUCGUCUUCUCCCAGCCCGACGAGGGCCAGGCCAAGAAGGAGAUGCGGGUGCUGCACGUGCUGGAGCAGAUCCGCUCCUACUCGGAGACCUGCUGGGACUGGCUGCAGAUGCAGAGCCGGGACGGGGCACGGGGCCCCGAGGGCGCCGGUAGGGGCGGGAGGGAACCACGCGUGCUGGGAGGGGCUGGGAGCAUCGUGUUGCCCAUCGAGCCCCAGAUCUGCCAGGCCACCUGUGCCAUCAUGAAGCUGUCCUUCGACGAGGAGUACCGGCGGGCCAUGAACGAGCUGGGUGGGCUGCAGGCCGUGGCCGAGCUGCUGCAGGUGGACUACGAGAUGCACAAGAUGACCAACGACCCCCUGAACCUGGCGCUGCGCCGCUACGCGGGGAUGGCCCUCACCAACCUCACCUUCGGAGAUGUGGUCAACAAGGCCACGCUGUGCUCCCGCCGGGGCUGCAUGGAGGCCAUCGUGGCUCAGCUGGGCUCCGACAGCGAAGAGCUGCACCAGGUGGUCUCCAGCAUCCUGAGGAACCUCUCCUGGCGCGCUGACAUCAACAGCAAGAAGGUGCUGCGGGAGGUGGGCAGCGUCACCGGGCUGAUGCGCUGUGCCCUGCACGCCGGCAAGGAGUCGACGCUGAAGAGCGUCCUGAGUGCUCUGUGGAACCUCUCGGCGCACAGCACGGAGAACAAGGCGGCCAUCUGUGGGGUGGAGGGGGCCCUGGGCUUCCUGGUCAGCACCCUCACCUACAAGUGCCAGAGCAACUCCCUGGCCAUCAUCGAGAGCGGCGGUGGCAUCCUCAGGAACGUCUCCAGCCUCGUUGCCACACGGGAGGAUUACAGGCAGGUGCUCCGGGACCACAACUGCCUGCAGACGCUGCUGCAGCACCUGCGCUCGCACAGCCUGACCAUCGUCAGCAACGCCUGCGGCACCCUCUGGAACCUGUCAGCCCGCAGCCCCCGCGACCAGGAGCUGCUGUGGGACCUGGGGGCGGUCAGCAUGCUCCGCAACCUCAUCCACUCCAAGCACAAGAUGAUCGCCAUGGGCAGCGCGGCCGCGCUGCGCAACCUCCUCACCAACCGGCCCCCCAAGUACAAGGACGCGGCCGUGGUGUCACCGGGCUCCUGCAUGCCCUCGCUCUACAUGCGCAAGCAGAAGGCGCUGGAGGCCGAGCUGGACGCCAAACACCUGGCUGAGACCUUCGACACCAUGGAGAAGCAGAGCCUGAAGGGCCAGAGCGCCAAGAAGCCGAUGCGGCACAUGGAGAGCCUGGUGAAGGACUACGCCUCCGACUCCGGCUGCUUCGACGACGACGAGGUGCCCAACAUCUCCACCGGCGUGGAGACGGCCAGCGCCUCCGUCCUCUCCAUGUUCCUCAACUCCUCCUUCCUGCAGGGCCAGGCGCUGCCGCGGGCGCUGGCACAGCGGCGCUGCCCGGAGCCGGAGAAGGACGGCAGCGGGAAGGCGGCCGAGCCCAAGAAGCCGCCGCUGCCGGAGGACGACGUCUCGCUGGCCGCCGAGAAGUUGGCCAACAAGAUCUCCAGCACGGUGGCCAAGAUCGACAAGCUGGUGGAGGACAUCUCCACCAUGCAUAACUCCUCGGACGACAGCUUCAGCCUCAGCUCCGAGGACCACUGCCUGGACUGGCAGUACGGCCCCGAGGACGGGCACGAGGCGCGCGCCCAGUCCUGCUCGCCGUGCCGGCUGUCGGACGCCGGCGGCUUCGCCAAGCGGGAGAGCCUGAGCCGGGCGCACACCCUGCUGCGGCUGAAGACGGCCUACACCAGCCUGUCCACCGACAGCCUCAACAGCGGCAGCACCAGCGACGGCUACUGCACCAAGGAGCACAUGAAGCCCUGCCCCAGGGCCGCCUUCCUGGACUACCGGGACGAGCUGCAGCGCUACCAGAAGAGGCCCAGCAGGCUCGACCUCAAGAGCAUCCUGGGCAAACCGGAGCGAGCCGAGCCGCCCGCAAGGGAGCCGCCCCCCACUGACCCCCAUGUUCGCACCAUCAAGCUCUCUCCAUCCUACCAGCAUGUCCCCAUGCUUGAGACCCUGGCCAAGAGCAGCACGGCUGCUGGCCACCAGCCUUCCCUCCUGGGCAGGAAGCAAGCCUGGCUCCCCCCGGCGCUGCUGCAGGCGGCCGAGCCCCUGAGCAAGAUCCCGGAGAAGCUGCCGGCCCAGCCACCGGCCUCGGCGGAGCAGGAGUCGGUGCAGAAGUACUCGGUGGAGGACACCCCAAUCUGCUUCUCCCGGUGCAGCUCCCUGUCCUCCCUGUCCUCGGCAGACAACGUGCUGGACGGGCAGAGCCACAGCGAGAACGACCUGGAUAGCGACUCGUCCCUGGAGAUCCUGGAGAUGGAGGAAGGGGACGCAGAAGGGGAGGAUGGGAAGCAGGAGAAGGAGAAGGUGGUGGAUACAGGUCCCACCACGCCUGUGGGGAUCUCCCAGCCCAUCACCAUCCCCUUCCCGAAGCGUGACAAGGUUUUCCUGCGGGAGGCCUCGCCCUCGCGCCAGGAGGACCUGACGCCCUCGAGCUCCUCAGAGAACUACAUCCAGGAGACGCCACUGGUGAUGAGCCGCUGCAGCUCCGUCAGCUCCCUGGGCAGCUUCGAGAGCCCCUCCAUCGCCAGCUCCAUCCAGAGCGACCCGUGCAGCGAAAUGAUCAGCGGCACCAUCAGCCCCAGCGAGCUGCCCGACAGCCCCGGGCAGACCAUGCCCCCCAGCCGCAGCAAGACCCCGCUCUUCGAGCUGGGCUGCCAGCCGGAGAAGGAGACCAGCCAGUUCAACAUCCAGUGGGAGAACAACGUCAAGAAGUUCAUGGAGAUCACCGACUUCAAGGAACGCUUCCAGCUGCCCCAGGACCUGGACUCCAUGGUUUACUUCACGGUGGAGAAACCCAACGAGAACUUCUCGUGCGCCUCCAGCCUGAGCGCCCUGCCCCUCCACGAGCACUACGUGCAGAAGGACGUGGAGCUCAAGCUGAUCCCCACCUUCCCGGAGAAGAACAGCCUGAACUUCGCGGCUCACGAGAAGCGCGAGGAGCGGCGGGAGGAGCGGUACCUGGAGGGCCGGCGGAGGGCGGAGCGCCCCGAGCCUCCCGACGACGACGACAUCGAGAUCCUCAAGGAGUGCAUCAGCUCGGCCAUGCCCUCCCGCUUCCGCAAGGUCAAGACCUCGCUGCUGUCCGGGCAGGUGCUGCACCCGCAGACCAAGAAGCCGCUGCACGUCCCCGUGUACAUGCUGGUGCCGGCCCACACCCACCCCGGCGACGACGACUCCUUCACCGACUCGGCCGACGGGACCCCCGUCAACUUCUCCAGCGCCGCCUCGCUGAGCGACGAGACCCUGCGGUACCCGGCGGGCGAGGAGGCCGAGCACCCCCUGGCCGAGCGGCGCCGCCAGCCCGGCACCAUCCCGGCCCGCAGGGCCGCCUCCGGCAGCUCGGCCCCCGCCCGCCUCGGCUCCGCCGGGAAGGGCAAAGCGGGCCCGGGCCGCGAGGAGGGGAAGAGGGGCCAGACCCUCCCGAAGGGCGCAGCCAGCCUGGAGCUGGGGGUGGGCCGCGCCAGCGGUGCCCCCGGGAGGAAGGAUGAGGCUCUGGAGGACGGGGUGGUGUUCCAGUCGCUAUGCCACACCACGCCGACGGAGGAAGCCGUCUACUGCUUCUACGACCCGGAUUUGGACGAGCUGCCCGAGGCGGGCAGGGACGGGUCCGGCAGCAGAGCCCAGCCCGGCCGGGCACCGCGGAGGGAGCGCUGGGGAGGCUCCGUCCCACAAAAAGACCCCGAGCCCGGCUCCCGUCCGGCGAAGACGAAGCCUCAAAACAACCUGAUCGCCGACGAGACGCCGCCGUGCUACUCCCUGAGCUCCUCCAUGAGCUCCCUGAGCGACGCCAACCUCUCCGAGGGCGAGGAGCGGGGCCAGCCCUGCGGCAAAGCCGCCUGGCCGCGGUCAGCCGCAGUGGGGCAGGCGCAGGGGGGCUCGCCCAGCUCCCCCAGCCUCAACUCGGAGGAUGAUCUGCUGCAGAAGUGCAUCGGCUCGGCCAUGCCCAAGCGCCGGCGGCCCGCGGCUCGCCGCAGGCUGGUGGAAAGAAAGCAGAAGCCGCCGGGCGCCGGAGGGAGGGAGCGGAAAGCCGAGGCCAGGCAUCACCCCGAGGAGGACGCCGGCUCCGACAGGGGCUCAGACCUGGACAGCGUGGAGUGGCAAGCCAUCCAGGAGGGAGCCAACUCCAUCGUCACCUGGCUGCACCAGGCUGCCGCCUCCCUGUCCCGGGAGCCUUCCUCCGAGUCCGACUCCAUCCUGUCCUUCAUGUCGGGGCUCUCGGUGGGCUCCACGCUGCAGCUCUCCCUGGGCAGGCAGGACAAGCAGCGGCCCGGCAGCGCCUCCGGCCGGGACCCAGCGAGGAGGGAGCACAGCAAGGGCCGCCCGGAGCGCAAGGACGCGGCCGGUGCCCGUCCCGCCGCCCGCGCCAGCUCCAGGGCGGAGCGGAGCCCGGCGCCCUCCAAGCCGGUGCCCAACCUGCCCGUGGUCUUCCGCGGCAGGACCGUCAUCUACAUGCCCAGCCUGGCCAAAGAUGCCCCCAGCCCACGGGCCACCCCGAAGAAGACCCCUGCGGCCAAGCCCGAGGCGCCGCCGGCCAAGAACCUCUCCCUGAGCCAGCAGCGCUCGCGGAGCCUGCACCGGCUGGGCAAAGCCCCCGAAACCGGGGAGCUGGCGCUGCCCAAGAGGAGCACGACCCCGCCCGCCCGCAUCGGCAAAGGCCCCCCCUCCUCGGGCUCCUCCCGCACCUCCACGCCCUCCCAGCACGCCCCCAAGAAGCUGCCGUCGCCCUCCCAGGCCAGCGGCUCCUCCUCCCCGCCGGGACCCCCGGGCAGAGCCCCGGCCCCCAGAUCCCCGGCUCCCAAGCAGUCCAAGACGCAGAAGUCGCCCGUGCGCAUCCCCUUCAUGCAGAAGCCCAGCAGGAAGGUGCUGCCGGGCCGGGGGGCCAUGCCGGUGCUGGAGGAGCAGGUCGAUGGCUCCAAGGCUCGGCCGGGGGGGCCGGGGGGCAGCCGGCUCAACCUGGUGCGGAUGUCAUCCGCCCGCUCCAGCGGGAGCGACUCCGACCGCUCCGGCUUCCUGCGCCAGCUCACCUUCAUCAAGGAAUCCUCGAGCCUGCUGCUGCGGCACCGCUCCGACCUGUCCCCGGCGCCGCCGGCCACCUCGCUGCCUCGCCGGGGCUCUCCCCAGCGCAGCCGAGCCGCGCUGCCGGCCGUGUUCCUCUGCUCCUCCCGCUGCGACGAGCUCAAGGCGGCCAAACCGGCGACCCCCGGCCAGCGGCCGCUCAUCCCCAGAGCCCAGCCCGGCGGCAAAGCCACGGCCGGGGCCAAACCGCCUCGCCGGACCAGCUCCGAGAGCCCGUCCCGGCUGCCGGUGAAGAGCAGCGUGCCCGCGGCCGAGCCCUUCAAGCGCUACUCGUCCUCGCCCAACAUCAGCGUGGCGCGGCGGGCGGCCAGCCCGUCCUCCGUGCGCUCCGAGGCGGCGGCGCGGCGGCGGCAGAACGAGCCGGCUCCCGGGGGGCCGCAGGGAAAGCCGCCGGUGGUGGUGAUGAAGGGCACGUGGCGGAGGAUCCGCGACGAGGACAUCCCGCACAUCCUCAAGAGCACGCUGCCCUCCUCCGCGCUGCCGCUGGCGGGCUCCGGCGACGAGGAACCCCCCGGCACCCCCGGCACGCCCAGGAAAACCAGCGACGCCGUGGUGCAGACCGAGGACUUCGCCACCUCCAAGACCAACUCCAGCACCUCUCCCACGCUGGAGACCCGCGAGGGACCCCCUCACCCCCGCGCCACCGGCGACGGCGAAGCCCCCGCGCCCGCCAAGGCCGCCCUGCCCAUCUCCUUCGGGCACGAGGCGCCCGCCGGGACCUUCCCCGGCAGCCGGCACGGCUCCCCGAGCAAGGCCGCCCGUGUCACCCCCUUCAACUACGUCCCCAGCCCCAUGGCAGUGACGGCGGUGGCCGACAAGGCGGUGGAGAAAAUCCAAGCUUGAUGAUGCCCCAGCGAGGGUCCUGCGACGCCCCCAGCCCCACAGGAGCUGGCCAGGACUGUGUUUGGGACACACGUGGGGAUGUGGGACAGCUGGGGACCAGCGAGUCACCCCACCCCGCUGCUGGCCCUGUCUGGGGUCUUGCUGAAGCAUCACCAUUCCCAGCAGCAAGGACUGGACAGAACUGGGAACGUUCCGGGUUCAGCCCGAGCUGGGGUGGUUCUCAUGGACCAUCGCCUCCCACUGAUGGACGCCCAGGGACAAAGUGAGGUGGGGCUGUGUCCCCGUGUGCCCCCAUCCUGCUCACCCAGGGGCUGAGCCAGGGCCUGAUCCCACACGCCCGGGAGCUGACACAGCACAUGCAGGAAAACCCCACACGCUCCAGCCCGUCUGGCACUAGCUCUGGCUCAUUUAUUAACCAGGGAAUAGGGAAGGGAUGCAGAGGAGAGGAUUUGGAGGGGGAGAUGGGGACCAGGACCCCCGUUUGGAGGACCAGGACCCCCGCUGGAGAUUUCUGAUGGCUGAGGGUGACCUGUGCUGGUCCAAGGGGAUGGCAGGAAUUGGUGCAGGAGGAGCCGGGCAGGGCUCAUGGGGGUGGCCGGGGUCUCGAUGGGCUCAUCCCAGGGGCUGCUCACGCGGUGCUGUCACCAGGCUGGGGGGCUGCUGGGGAGGGGACAGGGUGCUGAGCUGGCACCAGGAUGCCCAACCCCCAGGAAAGGGUCUGGGGUCCCUCACUUCCACCACAGCCCCCCAGCCUCCCACCCGCAGGGCAGGAGAGCCUCGGCUUGCAACCAGGAUCCCGGUGUGUCCUUGUGGAUGUGGACACGAAUCCAUCCAGGACUGGAUUACGCCCACGAGCACAGGGCCUGCCAGCCCCAAAACCCUGGGGACACCCCCACUCCUGCUGCCAGCCAUGCCCAGGUGCCAACUUUGGGGUGUGUGGAAAGUGCCUCAGCCCCGGGGAUGAGCUGCAGAGGGACCCCCAACCCAGGUGGUCCCAGACCCCUUGGAUACCUCCAGUCCUGCACCAUCACUCCCUCCUUUGGGUGGGGUGACUUGUGCCCCCCCCCAUCCCAGUGCCAUCCCAGGGGGGACUGUAGGGACAGACACAGGGCUAUGGGGACAUGUGCAGGGGACACGCCUGGGUGGCUGUGGGGACACAGUGAGGAGCUCUGGGCUGCACUGGGGACACACAGUGGGGCCAGGGAGACAUCAGGACCGUGGGGAUACACAGGGAUGGGCAUUGGGGUCGUGGGGAUGGGCACACCCCGGUGCUCACUGGAGCCCCCCUGCCCUGGCAGUGCCUGGCACGGAGGGACCAGUGGCCGGGACUGAAGAAAAGCAGGAAAAUCCCAGGAGCAGCACUCCCGAGUGCUGUAACGGAGCGCAGGGGUGGCAGGAGGGCCAGCAUCGCCCCCCGGCUACAAGCCACCGCCCUCCUCCUCCUCCUCCGACAAUCCUGCCGG
Molecule: messenger RNA, 8501 nt
Organism: Pyrgilauda ruficollis (rufous-necked snowfinch)
Lineage: Eukaryota; Metazoa; Chordata; Aves; Passeriformes; Passeridae
Gene: APC2
Product: APC regulator of WNT signaling pathway 2
Exons: 17
Coding region: 1-7038 (2345 amino acids)
Biological process (GO): cell migration; negative regulation of microtubule depolymerization; regulation of cell differentiation
Cellular component (GO): beta-catenin destruction complex; catenin complex; cytoplasmic microtubule
Molecular function (GO): microtubule binding; gamma-catenin binding; beta-catenin binding
Source: RefSeq, a predicted model, not a curated record